Lytechinus pictus (painted urchin) is the source of this 528-nucleotide messenger RNA. RefSeq lists its product as uncharacterized. The transcript has a single exon. NCBI's taxonomy places the organism in Eukaryota, Metazoa, Echinodermata, Echinoidea, Temnopleuroida, Toxopneustidae. The coding region runs from base 1 to 528 and encodes 175 amino acids. The record is from RefSeq and is a predicted model, not a curated record.
AUGACCGAGUACAAGGACGACGGGCGAUUCACGAUCAUCGCAAAUUUCAGGAGAGCUGCUGUGAGAGCUUUGAUCACAUCCAGAAUUGAUUAUGCAAACUCCCUGCUAUGUGGUACAUCUUCGGCUAACAUCCAGCGACUUCAACGAGCUCAGAAUCGUGCAGCCAAAUUGGUAUUCCUUGCCAAGAAGCGAGAUCAUGCCUCUCCCCUUCUAGAUCAAUUACACUGGCUCCCUGUCUAUAAGCGUGUCACAUACAAAAUCCUCACCAUUGCCUACAAAUGCAUCCAUAAUUGUGCUCCACCCUAUCUUAAUGACUUAAUUUCUCUGUACCAGAGUGAAAGGCGUGGACUACGAUCGGGUACUGAUACAACUCUGUUGGCAAGACCAAGAACUGCUACCUCCUCAGGGGACCGAUCGUUCGCUGCUGCCGCGCCACGCCUCUGGAACCAGCUCCCCCGCUGCAUUCGUGAAUCGUCAUCUCUGGGAGCAUUUCAGCGGUCAUUAAAGACAUUUCUUUUUAAUAGUUAA